UAUACCGGCUCACGGUAGUCCUACGGCCACGAUCUCGCUCACACGGCGUCGUUCGCAGUGCUACAACACACGGUGUGUCCCGUUUACUCCGUCGAGAGGAUUUCUUCUGCCCGUGCUCCGAUCGAGGAUUUCGAUCACGUUUGACUGCGCGUCGAGAGAGAGAGAGAGAGAGAGAGAAAAAGAAAGAGAGAGACAAGCUAAAUCAAGAAAGCAAACAUGUGUGACGAGGAAGUUGCUGCGCUCGUAGUUGACAAUGGAUCCGGUAUGUGCAAGGCCGGUUUCGCCGGAGACGACGCUCCUCGCGCCGUCUUCCCGUCGAUCGUUGGCAGGCCGCGUCAUCAGGGUGUCAUGGUCGGCAUGGGACAGAAGGAUUCCUAUGUCGGCGAUGAGGCUCAAUCGAAGAGAGGUAUCCUGACGUUGAAAUACCCGAUUGAGCACGGUAUCGUGACCAACUGGGAUGACAUGGAGAAGAUCUGGCAUCACACGUUCUACAAUGAGUUGCGAGUAGCCCCAGAAGAGCACCCGGUCCUUCUCACCGAGGCUCCCUUGAAUCCUAAGGCCAAUCGCGAGAAGAUGACGCAGAUCAUGUUCGAGACGUUCAACACCCCGGCCAUGUACGUCGCUAUCCAGGCCGUGCUAUCAUUGUACGCUUCCGGUCGUACCACCGGUAUCGUUCUGGACUCCGGUGACGGCGUCUCUCACACCGUACCGAUCUACGAGGGAUACGCCCUGCCGCACGCCAUCCUCCGUUUGGACUUGGCCGGUCGCGACUUGACCGAUUAUCUCAUGAAGAUCCUCACGGAGAGAGGAUACUCUUUCACGACCACCGCUGAACGAGAAAUUGUCCGUGAUAUCAAGGAGAAGCUCUGCUAUGUCGCCCUGGACUUUGAACAGGAGAUGGCCACGGCCGCCUCCUCUUCCAGCUUGGAGAAAAGCUACGAACUUCCCGACGGUCAGGUCAUCACCAUCGGUAACGAGCGAUUCCGUUGUCCCGAGGCGCUCUUCCAGCCCUCGUUCCUAGGUAUGGAAGCCUGCGGCAUUCACGAGACCACGUACAACUCGAUCAUGAAGUGCGACGUCGACAUCCGUAAGGAUUUGUACGCCAACACCGUUCUGUCUGGUGGUACCACCAUGUACCCUGGCAUCGCCGAUAGGAUGCAGAAGGAGAUCACUGCCUUAGCCCCGUCUACCAUGAAGAUCAAGAUCAUCGCCCCGCCUGAGAGGAAAUACUCCGUAUGGAUCGGCGGAUCGAUUCUCGCAUCGCUCUCCACCUUCCAACAGAUGUGGAUCUCGAAGCAGGAGUACGACGAAUCCGGACCCUCCAUCGUCCACAGGAAGUGCUUCUAAGCGCGUGCGUUCUCGCAUUAUUAUCAUUCCCCAAAUCCCUGAGAUUUUGAGAGAAAGAGAGAGAGGAAAAGAGAGAGAGAGAGAAAAGAGAGAGGGGCUUCUGUCUCGUUUCGCAGGCGGACGUAACAUCAACUUCCGCAACGGCAAUUGCCCUUUGGUUUCUCCGGGGCGAAGGUAGCUUCUUUCAAUUCGGACGUACGUGUUUAAGAUUCGCGUUUAACGAUUAAACGAUUAUACGAGAAAGGAGAGAGGAGCUUUCAAUAUUUCGUGUCCUCCUCCUCUUCUACCCCGCGAUUGUUCCUCGGUCUCGGCGGCAAUUAAAAAACAAAAAAAAACAAAAAUUCGUUUAAAAACGAAACAUUUUUUUUUCUCAUCGUCCUUCAUCAUUCAAUGAUAACGAUCUUAAACAUGUGCCCCGAGUCCCAAAUACCUUUUUCUACCUUUAUCUUAUAUCGAGCCCUUUGUAUUAUAUAUAUAUUUGAAUAACUUGCGUGUACUACAGAAGUAGCACUUAGCUAAAAAAAACAUUCCUCGCGAGACAUCCUUCUCUCAACGCGAGUUAGAGAACGCUUCCCUUUCGUUAGACUCGUCGCUCCGUUUUUUUACGCUUCGAUUGCCAUCUUUCUUCGAGGAUGAUUCGAGCAAGAAGAAACGUGAAGAUGAUGAAAAGGAAAAAGAAGAAGAAUAAAAGAAGAAGAAGAAUUCCAGAGAGGUUUCUUUUUGCGGGGAAAAAAAAGCGUCGCGAUUUGCUCUUCCCGCAAAAAGAGACACAUGGCAAUCAACAACGUCGGUCAAAUGCAUUCCGAUCAAUGUGCGGUAUUUUUAAGAGGCCGCUUGCGUCGAAGCUAAUAAACACAAACACACGUUGUACGUCAUUCCACGCGCAGAGAAAGAUAAGCCUCCGACUUCUUAUCUGUUUAUUUUUUUUUUAAUUAUUAUUAUUUGCCUAUCGUUGAGGGGAAAAAAGAUGGCCUUUUUGUCUUCUUUCUUUCUUUCUUUUUUUUUUUUACACGAUGGGGUAAACCGCAGAUCCGGAAAUGUCCUACGAAUGUUCGCUCAAAAAUAAACGGUAAAGAAAAAAUAAAGGAAGACAUCAUCACGGUUUCGACCCCGUAAGCGUAGCCAAAGUAUUAUAAUUUAUUCCCAUUGUAUUGCGCAAGACCAUUCACGUAAAGACUACUUUAGACUUAUGGGAUUAUAAAAUAAAAGUCUGAAAAAUAUCAUUAA
Nylanderia fulva is the source of this 2574-nucleotide messenger RNA. The record is from RefSeq and is a predicted model, not a curated record. NCBI's taxonomy places the organism in Eukaryota, Metazoa, Arthropoda, Insecta, Hymenoptera, Formicidae.